Messenger RNA from Hydractinia symbiolongicarpus, 2820 nucleotides. RefSeq names its product ankyrin repeat and BTB/POZ domain-containing protein 1-like. Gene Ontology annotation, cellular component: cytoplasm; ubiquitin ligase complex. Lineage: Eukaryota; Metazoa; Cnidaria; Hydrozoa; Anthoathecata; Hydractiniidae. The record is from RefSeq and is a predicted model, not a curated record. Gene Ontology annotation, molecular function: protein binding. The transcript has 13 exons. The coding region runs from base 57 to 1589 and encodes 510 amino acids.
UAUAUUAUGUAUGUAUUAUAAGGAUAAUAUACAUAUGAUAUACAGAUGCAGCAGUCAUGGAAAAACCAAACAUAAAAGCUUUGUUUAAUUAUUGCCGAAGAGGAAAAAUAAAUAAACUGAAGCAGCUCAUUGAAGAUAGUGAUAUUGAAUUGAAUAUAUGUGAUCAAUGGGACAGUACUCCACUUUAUUAUGCAUGUUUGUGUGGUCAUGAAAAAACUGUUGAAUACUUGUUACAAAAUGGGGCAAAAUGUCAAGCCAACACAUUUGCGGGAGAACGUUGUCUGUAUGCAGCACCAACUCAAAAGAUUAGGGAGAUUCUUAAAGAUUAUAGAGCAAUAACUAAAGAUUGCAUUCGAAGAGACAAUUAUGUGGGAUUCUUUAAUAGAUGUUUAGACAACCAAGCUUAUAAAGACUUUUGUUUUGUUGUCCAUGGCCGUCAUUUCUUUGUACACAAAGUUAUUCUGGCAUCAAGAUCAACGUAUUUCCUAAAUAUGUUUGAAACGAAAUGGAAAUGUAAGAAAUACCUCCAUAUCAAACACAAACUCGUAACAAUUUCAUCAUUCCAAUAUAUGUUACAGUAUGUAUACACAGAUCGUAUUGAUGUUCCAAUAUGUGAAAUAAGUGAUUUGAAAAGAUUGAGCAGACAAUGUCAUCUCUUUGAAUUGGAAAAAAAGCUGGAUGAAGCACACAGACAUUGCUACUUUUAUACUGGUACCAAACCCAAGAUGAUGAAAGAUAAUGUGUCCAUAUUGAGCAUACAGCCAGAAUUCAAUUCCUCAGCUUUAAGUGAAUCUUACAUGUAUUUAAUGCAUUAUUGUAUUCCUCAAAAUAUCAAUAUAAAAAGAUAUCCAGAGGAAUUACCUGAUAUAUUUUUCAUCGAAUUGCCAGAGUUUGAAGAACACUCAUCCCCAGAAGGAAAGAGUGAUGUUACUGAAACAAAUAGUUUUCCUUACACUGAUAUUUGUUUUCAAGUCAGUGGACACACUUUCUAUGGCCACCAGUUGUUUUUUCGUGGACGGAGUGAUUAUUUCAACUCGCUCGCUCACUUCAAUGAAUUAUCUUCACUGGAUAACCAACGUCAUAUACCAACAAUCACCCUAAAUGACGUCACACCGGAAGCGUUUGCCGUCAUAACAACGUUUAUAUACACAAACCAAUGCGAUAUACCUGAUGAAACCAUUUUGGAAUUGUUGCAUUUAUCUUCCUUGUAUUUACUUCCUACACUAAAGAAGAAGUGUGCUAAUAAGUUGUCCGCCAUGUUGGAUUGUGAAAAUAUAGUGGCCAUUUAUCAACUGUCAAGGCUGUAUAAUCUAACGUCUUUGGAAACGUCUUGUUGUGAGUUUAUGGCUAAUCAUUUGCACGAGGUUAUCGAUAGCGAUGAGUUUAGUGAGCUGGUUCUAGCCGAUGCGACGGAAAUCAAAAAUCGUGAGGAAACUGAUUCCAUCCCUGUGAUUGAUGAUAUUCGAUUUCAACUUCACAACUCCGCCCUACCAGGUAUGCAAUCUGCCGACAUUUGUUACGGAAGUUCCGCUGAUCAAAAAUUUGAAUUGUUGGAGAAAUUGCUGCUCCGUCUCGGCCUUGAUGCUUGAUUGCGAACGUUCUGAAAUUUCAUGUUUCUCGACAAUAUUUUUUAACAAAGCAUAAGAAGAACUUUUCAGGUGUUUUACUGUCUCACAGUUUAAUUUUUUUUUUUUAUUAUUUCAUACAAUUAGAAGCAUUUUGUUUUUAGUCUCUCUUUCAAUUGAGUAGAAAAUUUAAACUCCGAAACAGCCCUAUUUUUAAAGUACUUAAUUUAAAAAUUUAAAAAAAUAUAUGAACGUCGUCAUAUAUUUUGUUAUAUAAGUCAAAAACUUUCAAUCAAAGAUACGCAUGAAUCUUUAUUGUUAUACUAUAUUAUAUUAUAUUUGUUUCUCUUGUACUAUAUUUGUUUCUCUUGUACUAUAUUUGUUUCUCUUGUACUAUAUUUCCAAGUGUGAUAUUAGUUGUUUUAGCACGUUUUAAAACCACUAACAGUUUCAUAUCUUUCUCACUGUUGUAAUAUACAUGUUUUGAUAUCUUAUCUACGUUAUUUUUUCACAAUUAGCUGCGUUUUAUUUUAUUUUCAAUUUAAUUUUUGUCGCACGUGUUGCGUCUUGGAAUUAUAUAUAUAAUAUGUACAAUACUUUGUAUUCUUGCUAUAAAUGUUUAUUCUAUUUUGUUGAAAACCAAAAAUUAUUCUAAAUUUCCAAAAAAAAUCAAAACAAACCGCCGCCGCCAUAUCUUUUAAAGUAUAAAACAUUUAAUUUUCUUCUGAAAAAGCUUUCCGUCACCAUCAUAUCUAUAAUCGGGUUUAUGGUCAUUUCAAAUUGCAGUGCAGGUAGAAGUACCGCAGCAUUGGCUUUAUAUUUUGGUUUUGAUAUGCAACUACAGUUGACUCUCCCUAAUUCGAAUUUCCACGGGGAAAAGUUUCUGUAAUUCAAACUUUCAGCUUCAGAGAGUGAAAUUUGAAUUACAGAGAGAAAUUACGUUAUUUCAAAAUCAAGAAAACAAUUCAUUCAAUCUUUAUUUUUAUAGUUUACACAAAAAAGAAACUCUAUUUGAUCUAUUCGGGUUGCAUCACUAAUUGCUUUUCUCAGGUCUACAAAUUGAAUUUGUUAAAGCCCUGUUUACACUCUAAAAUUUGAACUAGGGAGAGAAUCGUGCUGAAAAAACUGAAAAACUGUUCGAAUUAUAGAAAGUUUUAAAUUAUAGAAAUUCGAAUUAGAGGGAGUCAACUGUAAUAUUAUUAUGUUUUUCGUUGUAGAUUUAUAACUUAUAAAUCUUGCCUGGCAUGUUUCAGUA